AUGACCACCCCCACCCCCACCCCCACCCCCACCCCGUGCCCUGUCGCCCCCUCCGUCCCAGCACCCACAGACGAUAGUGAAGCCGAGCCCACGUCCAGAACGCCCCAGGCCACUGUCGCUGGGCGUAUUCUACUAUUCGCCGCUCUGACAUCCAUCUUCCAGGAGGUGCUAUAUUUCCUAGGGUACGUACCACUGUGCAGGUCCUUCCCCUGGACGGGGGUGUCCGUGGUGUCGGCCGUGCUGCUGGCACUAGUGGAGAUGGUGGAUGGUGGGUGGUUGCCGUUCUUGAGCCUUUUUGCUGCGUUUUGCGUGUAUGUCUAUUUUGCGGUGGGGCCGGGGGCCAGGAGGGGGGUGAUAGUGGCCUGGCCGUGGUGUUGA
This is a messenger RNA of Morchella sextelata, 378 nucleotides long. RefSeq lists its product as uncharacterized. Bases 1 to 378 code for a protein of 125 amino acids. The record is from RefSeq and is a predicted model, not a curated record. The transcript has a single exon. Lineage: Eukaryota; Fungi; Ascomycota; Pezizomycetes; Pezizales; Morchellaceae.